Sugiyamaella lignohabitans is the source of this 669-nucleotide messenger RNA. RefSeq lists its product as uncharacterized. Lineage: Eukaryota; Fungi; Ascomycota; Dipodascomycetes; Dipodascales; Trichomonascaceae. The transcript has a single exon. The coding region runs from base 1 to 669 and encodes 222 amino acids. The record is from RefSeq and is a predicted model, not a curated record.
AUGUAUAUUCCAAAGUAUAAUGUGGAACCUUCAGAGGAGCUUCAAAUUCAGCUCAUAAGAGAGUUCCCCCUGGGAACAAUUAUCACUUCAAGUGCUGAUGGGAUAAUAGCCAAUCAUCUGCCAUUUCUUGUAGAUAAGACUAGCGAUGGAUUAGUACUCAGAGCUCAUUUUGCUCGGGUUAAUCAUCAGAGGGAUGACUUUCGCUCUGGGAAGGAACUGCUGGUAGUGUUUAAAGGGCUUGAUGGAUACGAAACCCCCAAUUGGUAUGUAGACACCAAACCAACUACUGGUAAAGUUGUACCUACGUGGGAUUUUUCAGCGGUCCAUGUCUAUGGUGUACCAACUGUAAUUGAAGAUCCAGCGUGGAUUUAUAAGCAGUUUACUGAUCUCUCCAAUAUGAAUGAGAGAGAACAAUCUGAACCCUGGACGGUGGACCAAGCCCCAGAAAGUUAUGUUAAUUUGCUGCAAAAAGCAAUCUGGGGAUUGGAGAUCAAAGUGACUAGAGUGGAGAGCAAGUGGAAGGUGGGCCAAAAGUUAAGUGACAAGGACAACCGUGGAGUCAUUGAAGGGUUCAAAACCCAAGGGGAGAAAGGCGCAGCCCUUUCUGAAGUCGUUGAGAAGGCUAAGAUAAGACAUGAUGAGCGUAGGAAAAAUGGACUACAAACUUAA